Rotaria sp. Silwood2 is the source of this 1578-nucleotide messenger RNA. The record is from the annotation of a GenBank genome assembly. Lineage: Eukaryota; Metazoa; Rotifera; Eurotatoria; Philodinida; Philodinidae.
AUGUUACGUGGUGUACCAACUUCACUACAUUCGAAGUAUGUUCCAUCAAAACCAUUUUCUUGUCUUGAUGGUUCAACGACAAUUCCCGUUGAAUUUGUUAAUGAUGAUUAUUGUGAUUGUCGAGAUGGCAGUGAUGAACCGGGAACAUCGGCUUGCCCGAAUGGACGAUUUUUUUGCGAAAAUAAAGGUUAUAUCGGUACAUUAAUACCAUCACAUUUAGUUGGCGAUGGUGUAUGUGAUUGUUGUGAUGGUUCUGAUGAAUAUGAAACAACAAUUGUUUGUAAUAAUACAUGUUUUGAAUUAGCUCAAAAAACUAAAGCUGAACAUGAAGCAAAACGAGCAUUACAUGAAGCAGGUGUAGCUAAAAAAAAAGAAAUAAUGGCUAAAUCAAUAGUUACUCAAUCUACUCGACUAACACGUAUUAAUGAACUUGAACAAGAUUUACAAAAACUUGAAAAUGAAUUAAAAGAAAAAGAAGAAUUAAAACAAAAAGCUGAAAUACCAGAAACUGAAGCGAAAGAAAGACAUCACAAACUAUGGGAAGAACAACGUGCUGUACGUGAAGCGAUUGCACGUGAUAACCAAAUGCGUGAAAUGUUUGCCGAUUUAGAUACUAAUAAUGAUUCAUUAGUAUCAACUGAAGAAUUACAAAAACAUACAGAACUUGAUACUGAUCUUGAAAAUGAAUUUACCGUUGGAGAAGUUCGAUCAAUUCUUGGUGCUGAUUCUGUAAAUUUUGAUGAAUUUAAUGUAACUGUAUUUGAACAAAUAUCAAAUUCUUAUCAACCAUUACAACAACCAUCGACUGAAACUUCUGUUGAUCUGGAUGAUUUAGCUGCAGCAACAGAAGCUCAUUUAAAGAAAGAAAAAGAAGCAGCAGAAGCAGAUGCACGUUUAAAACAAGAAGAAACACACUUCAAAGAAGAAGAAGAAGAAGAAGCAGCUGCAGCAACAGAAACUACAGAAGGUGAUUAUGAAGAAGAUCCUAAUCGUCAAGAAGCCUCAUCACAUAUUGCUACAUCACUUGAUCAUGGAAAACAUAUUCAUGAUGAUACACCACCAGAAUAUGAUGAUGAAGCAAAGAGAUUAAUUGAAAUAGCUGACCAUGCUCGAAAUGAAUAUAGUGAGGUUGAAAGAAAAGUUCAUGAUAUUAAACGACAAAUAGAAGAUUUAAAAAAGCAAUCUGAUGUUGAUGUUGGCAUUCAUGGUGAAUAUUCCGCAUUUAUUGAUCAAUGUUAUGAUUAUGAAGAACGCGACUAUACAUACCGAACAUGUAUGUUUAAAGAUGCUAAACAAAUAUCAAAAGGUGGUGGUAGUGAUGUAACAAUUGGAUAUUGGGAUUCAUGGUCUGGACCAGCAGAUAAUAAAUAUUUAAAAAUGAAAUAUUCAAAUGGUGCAACAUGUUGGAAUGGUCCAGCUCGAUCAUUAACCGUUACAUUUCAAUGUGGAAUUGAACACAAAAUAGUUGAUGUAAGAGAACCAACUCGAUGUGAAUAUGCUAUGUUAUUUGAAACACCAUCCGCAUGUGAUGAAACUAUUGCGGCAACAUUAAUACAUCCUGAUCAUCAAGAAUUUUAA